AUGGUUGUGCUCUUGUUCAGAGAAGGCAAUAGUAAACUGGAGUGGGACAUUGCCAACCCUAUGGAGUCUGUAUUCCAUGCCGUUGCUAUAUGUGAUCCUGAAUUCGACUGGUCCUCUGUUGAUCUCGUCACAGACCGCAACAAUCUGAGGAAGUUGCUGAAGUUGGUGGACCCAGUUCAGAGCAAGCCAUUCUUCCCGGGUGCUGAGGAAGGAUUCGCAAUCCUCGCAGAUGUCCCAGCUGGCAAGAGACCAGUUGUGUUCACUGCGCAUAGAGAGGGUCUUGAGAGGAUUAAUAGAGGCUUUGGUGCAUCCUUCGAGGAGCAUGUGACGGUGGCUCCCAAAGGGACCGCUAGCUUCGAAGAGUAUCAUAGGCUCGUCCUCCUGACCAUCGACAGGUUGAGAAUACUCGUUAGAACUGAAGUCGAUGCUGUGUUGAAUGACUCUGGAGACGAGGCUUCAUUGAAGGAUUGGAUCCUCUGUAAGGGCAGCGAUACGAUGCAUUACCGCGCCUUUGGGAAGUUCAACGCUGAGGAGACGGUGGUUGAACUGAAGAGCAAGAGCGCUUUCUUCCCCGACUUCCAAUGGAGGGCUACCUUCUACCAGAUGUUAUUAGGCAAGGCGGAUAAGAUGGUCCUCGGCUGGCACACAAGGGGCCUCUUCAAACCUCCAACUGAAUAUUCAAUAUCGCAAAUACGAAGUAAAGUGGAAGACGAUGUUGAUAAGCGUAUCCGUCAACUCGGCGCUUUACUUCAACGCUUGGUCGAUACACUCAAGGGGGAGGAGAUGCCCAAGGCGUUGGAGUUGACUUGGGAAGGGCGACUAUCUGAUCUCAUCAUCGAGGCAGGCAAUGUGACGAAUCCGACUGGUGUUUCGGAGACUUGCAGAUUCGUUGAAUCGUUCAUCGAGUAG
This is a messenger RNA of Perkinsus marinus ATCC 50983, 909 nucleotides long. RefSeq lists its product as hypothetical. The transcript has a single exon. The record is from RefSeq and is a predicted model, not a curated record. Bases 1 to 909 code for a protein of 302 amino acids. Lineage: Eukaryota; Perkinsozoa; Perkinsida; Perkinsidae.